This is a messenger RNA of Mycosarcoma maydis (corn smut), 1359 nucleotides long. RefSeq lists its product as uncharacterized. Lineage: Eukaryota; Fungi; Basidiomycota; Ustilaginomycetes; Ustilaginales. The coding region runs from base 1 to 1359 and encodes 452 amino acids. The record is from RefSeq and is a predicted model, not a curated record. The transcript has a single exon.
AUGAAGCCUUGUCGACGUUUGUGGCAACCGCCUUCUAGGGCCAUCUUGCAGUCGCAGAGUUCCUUGCGACGUACAUGCUAUGCUGUCGGCUUCAAGACGCAUCUUGACAUCACGUUAACAUCGCGCAAGACAUUUCUACGAGAUUCACAGUGGCUAUCGCACCUGCCGCUCGGCGAAAGCUUUACCGUCGCUGGCAGAUCGAAUGACAUCUCGAACUGCGACCAAAAGCGCCGUCUGCUUCUUUCAGAAUCGUUGAACAAUCCUGGAUCCUCACAAGGACCGCGAAGCGAUGGCAACGACAUCUCUGACCAUGAAUAUCAGACCAGGGUCAGCAAGGCUUGUCAAGUCAUUGUCGACAGUCUUCCCGACUUUAUGCACAAGGGCGUAGUGGAUCUGCAAGACCUCGAGUGUGAUGAUGCUGUAUCUUCUUCUCAUGGCGGACGAUCCGGCUGGAGCGCAAAGGGUUUGCUACCGAGCCUGUCUCCCUUUCUCGGACAGAGCUUGUUACGGCGUUCCUCGUGGGCGAUCAAGGGCAAGGACAAGUCGAACAACGGAACCACAACAGCUGCAUCGAAUGACGAUCAAGUGUUUGACAGCCUCUAUCAUCCAUCCAUCGCCUUCGAAUUCCGACCUCCGCUUCCACAUAUUGGCAUAGGCAAGUCGGAAACCGUGGGCGAUGAUGCAGCCACAUCACAAGGUGCGGGUACAUUCUCAAAUUCAUCCGAGGGUGAAGGCGGUACAGGCAAGUCGCUCAACGUCUACGACGAGCACGCACGCGGUGGCCCCACCAUCUGCUUCAACGGUCGCACCAUGUACGUUGCCAGCUCGCAUCUGCUCCGUCAUGCGCUCUCGGCGCUAUUUCACGACACGUCGAUUUGUCUCGAAUCUGCUCGCUUCGAGGGUCGUUCCAAGGCGGGAAGCUCGUGGCCUGGCAUCAGUCCUUACAUCAAACGCAGCACGCAGAGCGGUACUCGCUCUGACGCAAACCACUCGGAUGACCUAUGGCAAGACAAGCUCGUGGUCAGACUGCGUUUCGAGGGCAUCGCUCGUAUGACAUCUCACCAGCACACGUACACGGUCAUCUUCAAGUAUGCCUUUGAUCGCAAGACGGGCAUGAUUGUCAAACAUUCGGUCGACAACAUACAGCCUGUUCCCGGGAGCAAAGUCUGGACGGGACUGAGCCAUGCUUGGGGCACUUUGAGCCCUGCAGCUGCCGCUGGAAGUACAGCCGCCUGCUCUUCGUCAAUCAUCGCUCGCCGGCUCCUGCCGUCACGUGUCGACCCAAAGCAAAAAGUCGUUUGUAGUCCUCCUGAAACCCAUAGUGAUUCUCCCGUCUAUCUUUUUCACUUACUGAUGUAG